AUGCCACUAUUUACCGAUCUCCGUGGUCGAUAUGUAUCUUUCAGACACCCAUUUGUUCCGCCAUCCUCAGAAGCUGCCUUGAGAGAUCUCGCUGACUCUGUUAUGCAUCACUAUAUCGACAACCAGUGCCCCGCGGCUCUGGCUGCGGCUUUGACGUUUCCGUUCCUCGGCGAUAGAAGUGCAAAGCUCCCAUUGCCAAAUACGACAUCGCAAAGCAUUCUGCCACCGGCUCGCUGCACUCUCGUAACACGCGCGGGAUGCAUGUCCUUCUCUGCGGCUCUUUCUUCGACCCUCAAGCCCCCUGCAACCUUGUCGGUCCCUGGCUCCAACCAAUCCUGGAAAUCAUCAACCCGUUUGGUCAAAACCGGGGAUUUUGAAAGCGUUGCCGUCUCCCAUCAUUGCCGUCAUUAUGGGAGACGGCAACCUAAGCUCGCAGCGUUAUGGAUGAGGGCCGCCAUAAGCGGAGUGGCAGACUACUUCUUGCGAUGUGUCAAUUUAGGGCUAGCAGCAAUAGAGUUUGACGCCGCUGCGUGGACUGGUACCACGAAUUCAUUCAUUAGUCUCGUACCUGACGAUCGACCCGGGCUCGAGGAGGAGGAGGAUCGGGAACUUCCUCGUUCGGAUGAGUGCCGUUUGCUUUUUCUUACCGACGCUGAGGGGCAUUCUCGGAUUCCUAUCUGUCCUUGCAACUCGUAG
Molecule: messenger RNA, 696 nt
Organism: Drepanopeziza brunnea f. sp. 'multigermtubi' MB_m1
Lineage: Eukaryota; Fungi; Ascomycota; Leotiomycetes; Helotiales; Drepanopezizaceae
Source: RefSeq, a predicted model, not a curated record